AUGCCGGCUCAGCCCGCGCCGGCACACGAGUCGGCCUACGAAUUUUGUCUUCGCUCAGCCAGCUCUGCGCCAAAUUGCACCGAGCCUCAGCCCCUUCCCUACGCCGCUGAGGGACAAUCAGCCACAAUGGAUAUCGAGGUUCUAUCCGCAGAGCCCAGAGGACAGCAGACGAACAAGAUGGAAUUUGCCUUCAGCAUUCAACACGGCCCGGCCGCUGAUCGUUGCAACGGCAUCAGCACCCAUUCUGUGACGCUGUUCGCCAAUGUUUCAACCCGAUCGCCCCGACACGCCGCAGAAACGCUCCCCUCUCUCUGA
This is a messenger RNA of Colletotrichum lupini, 315 nucleotides long. RefSeq lists its product as uncharacterized. The record is from RefSeq and is a predicted model, not a curated record. The coding region runs from base 1 to 315 and encodes 104 amino acids. NCBI's taxonomy places the organism in Eukaryota, Fungi, Ascomycota, Sordariomycetes, Glomerellales, Glomerellaceae. The transcript is spliced from 2 exons.